UUUUCCCUGCCGAUACGAUAAGGCACGCAUGUCGGCGAUCGGGCACCGAUGGCUACAUGGAUGGCGGGGGCACAACCAAGGGUUGUCAGGCGUUCAGGCAGGAACACAAGCAGAUAUAAGAACAUACACACGGAGAACGUGCUGACAGAGAAGCUUAUGAUGACAUCCGAUAGCACGUUUGAGCUAUCGCCACAGUUGGAGUCGGGCCAGAACGCAGGCAUUUUGAAACGGGCACCCGGCGUAGAUGCAGAUACGGACGAAACAGACGUCAGAGGAUCCAAGCUGUGGCCUACACUUUCCUCAAUGUUGCAAUACUUAGCGGUGGACCCGAAGGAAGAAAGCCCGCUGGGAGAGGUCGCCGCUGUACAAAUUGCAAACACAACAGACCAUGCGUUCAUACCAAUGCUGCCCAUCCACAACGACCCGGUUCAGUUUUUGAAGAACCAGGAGAACAUGUUGUUGCACGACAGACUGCCGAGACUCAUUGAGCUACACAGCCGAUAUCUCCAGUCGGGUGACAAGCAUUUGGCCUCAGCAAGAAGGGAAAUAGUUCUGUCGAUUCAGGAGCUCAAUCAGAACUACGAGGCCUUGAGUGAAAUAUACCUCUCGGAGAAGUACUCGAAGUUAGGAAAGUACGAAACGUUCAUUGACUGGAUUAACAAGAAGUCCAGCGUAAAGGAGAAAAUUACAGACAUCACAAAAAACUCAAACGAGGGCCAGACGUACAAGUCGUUGUUACUGAAGUCUAACCAGGUAACCGACAAAAUAAACAAACUAGAACAGGAAUUGAAAAACCUCAAAAACCAGAAGAAGCUAAUAUCCCAUCAGCUAUUAGAAACAAAGUCUUUGCUAGAAAUAAAGUUGAACAUUCACAGUGAUGAGUUGGAAGCAUUGGACCAGAAGGAGAAAGUCGAGAUAGAUUUAAUGUUCAAAGAGAAUCAGAUACGAUCGAACAAGCUCUCAGAUGUGGAGGUUUCUGACAACUUGAAGUCGCAGAUAAACUCAUUGGACAUGCUGAUUGACAGCUCCUCAGGAAUGCAAUCCAAAUUUGAGCAGUCUCAAGCAUAUCUUUCCGAUAUCUUUGAUACCUUGGAAAAGAUGGAAUCAUCCAUAAAGGUUUUCAUCGAGGAGAUGAAAACUGACCAGCUCGAACCUCUGCUAAUUUCCAACAGAGAGUAUCUUCUUGAGAGACUAAGCCAAAGUAAGACAUUACACUUGUCCGAUGUCGAAGUUAUAAUAGCAAAUGAGUUAAAGGCUAUCGAAAAAGCCUUGUCCAUACUAAACAUUGAAAUACCAGAGGUUGCUGCAAGUAAAGAAAAUGAUCAUACUGCGGACGUUAAUUCGUUGAAUAUUUCAGGAGACAGCACCGAGUAUUAUCCAAACAUUAACUCUCUAGACAACGUUUCUCUUGUGAGCUCCAAUAAACAGUCGUUACAAAUCAACAAUAAACAGAAACAAUUGUCUAUUUCCCCACCAGCCACGUUUGUGAACAUGACACCAACUUUGGCGACUACUGCCACAACUGCCAAUGCAACAAAACUAGGUCUAGGACAAAUCUCCAGUAAGUCCUCAAAGUAUGAUAAUCUAGUGAAGGGAUUCAAAUACUCAAAAGGAGGGAAAGCAGAAUGAGAGUCAUUUAAUAAAUUAUGUUCUUAAGUUUCUCGUAAUUGGUAUAUUUUAUAUAUAGGAAAUAUUACACACACAAUUUAU
Molecule: messenger RNA, 1710 nt
Organism: Pichia membranifaciens NRRL Y-2026
Lineage: Eukaryota; Fungi; Ascomycota; Pichiomycetes; Pichiales; Pichiaceae
Exons: 1
Coding region: 49-1629 (526 amino acids)
Source: RefSeq, a predicted model, not a curated record